Molecule: messenger RNA, 2307 nt
Organism: Camellia sinensis
Lineage: Eukaryota; Viridiplantae; Streptophyta; Magnoliopsida; Ericales; Theaceae
Product: putative serine/threonine-protein kinase At1g54610
Biological process (GO): positive regulation of transcription elongation by RNA polymerase II; protein phosphorylation
Cellular component (GO): nucleus; cyclin-dependent protein kinase holoenzyme complex
Molecular function (GO): RNA polymerase II CTD heptapeptide repeat kinase activity; ATP binding
Source: RefSeq, a predicted model, not a curated record
UAUAUACAUAUGCAGCGAUCUUUUCUUCUUUAUUGUCCGAAAGCUAAAGACAGCGCAGACAGAGCAGAUUGAAUAGAGAGAGAAUAUAUAGAAAGCAACAGACUGAUUUCCAGUACUCUCUCUCUAGAACACCACUGUUCUCUUCACCAGAUUUCAAUCAUGUUGUUAUAAUUGUAGGAGGGUUGAUUUGUAUUGACAAGUUGAUGAUAGAGAGUACUAGUGAAUAUGUUAAGAGAUGAAGUGUAGAUUUGACAAAUGGGGUGUGUUCUUGGUCGAGAGGUUUCGUCGGGGAUAGUUUAUGAGGCUAAGGAGGAGAAGAGGGAGGGUGUGAAUGAGAGAAAGAGUAAGAAUUUGAGUGUUGAAGAGUCUAGGGAGACAUUAGGGGAGACCAAGAUCGAUAAUGAUAAGGGUGGGGUGACCCGGAAGGAGGAGAAGGUUGACGGUGAUAAGCGGUCGCAGGGUGAGAGGAGGAGAUCGAGGCCGAAUCCGAGGCUGGGUAAUCCCCCCAAGCAUAAACAUGGGGAACAAGUUGCAGCUGGAUGGCCAUCUUGGCUUUCUGCACAUGUUGGUGAAGCAAUUGAUGGUUGGCUUCCUCGACGGGCUGACACUUUUGAGAAGAUUGACAAGAUUGGGUCAGGAACAUAUAGCAAUGUGUACAAAGCAAGAGAUACUAUGACAGGGAAAAUUGUUGCAUUGAAGAAGGUACGAUUUGAUAAUUUGGAACCAGAAAGUGUGAGAUUUAUGUCUAGAGAGAUUAUUAUUUUGCGGCGACUUGAUCAUCCAAAUGUUAUAAAAUUGGAGGGUUUGGUCACUUCGAGAAUGUCGUGUAGUUUGUAUUUGGUGUUUGAGUACAUGGAGCAUGAUUUAGCUGGACUUGCAGCUAGCCCAGAUAUCAAGUUUACAGAAGCACAGGUAAAGUGUUAUAUGCAUCAGUUAUUAUCUGGGCUUGAGCACUGUCACAACCGUGGUGUGCUCCACCGUGAUAUUAAAGGGUCGAAUCUUCUUAUUGACAAUGGAGGAAUGCUUAAGAUAGCUGAUUUUGGGUUGGCUACUAUUGUCAACCCUAACCACAAGCACCCUUUGACUAGUCGGGUGGUUACACUUUGGUAUCGAGCUCCAGAGCUUCUUCUUGGGGCAACUGACUACAGUGUAGGCAUAGACCUGUGGAGUGCAGGUUGCAUUUUAGCUGAAUUAUUGGCUGGGAAGCCUAUCAUGCCUGGUCGUACGGAGGUAGAGCAAUUGCAUAAGAUUUACAAGCUCUGUGGCUCUCCUUCUGAUGAAUAUUGGAAAAAAUCAAAGUUGCCAAAUGCAACCUUAUUCAAGCCCCGGGAGCCUUACAAGAGAUGUGUUUCAGAGACAUUCAAAAAUUUCCCUCCAUCAGCACUGCCUUUAAUUGAAAAUCUUCUUGCAAUUGAUCCAGCUGAACGUGAAACGGCAACCGAUGCAUUAAGGAGUGAAUUUUUCACUACAGAGCCACAUGCUUGUGAUCCUUCUAGCCUUCCGCAAUACCCUCCAACCAAAGAGAUGGAUGCCAAACGACGUGACGAUGAGGCUCGCAGAAUAAGAGCUGCCAAUAAAGCCCACGGUGAUGGCCCUAAGAAAACACGCACACGCGAUCGGGCUGUUCGAGCAAUGCCUGCACCAGAUGCCAAUGCUGAGCUGCAAUCUAAUCUCGAUCGGCGGCGUUUAAUCACCCAUGCAAAUGCAAAAAGCAAGAGUGAGAAGUUUCCUCCACCUCACCAGGAUGGAGCUCUUGGUGUCCCCUUGGGUGCUUCACAUCACAUUGACCCUGCAUUUGUUCCUCCUGAUAUCCCCUUUAGCUCCACUUCAUUCACCUAUUCAAAAGAACCCGUUCAAAAUUGGUCGGGUCCUUUGGUGGACCCUGUGGCUGUUGCUUCAAGAGGAAAGAAGUACGCUGCUCGAGAAUCGACAAAAUCUUUUACAAGCAAAAAAGACAAAAGUAGCAACCCGCGGGUUAAGGGGAAGGAAAGGAUGGCUUGAAAUUUUGUUGCAUAUAUUGAGAAUUUCAUACAGGAGAAAAUUGCAGACCUAUUGGAUCCAAAUGUAUUUACUUGGCCGGGAAUAGCAGUGCCGGCCCAUUCAGUGGUAAAAAAAUUUGUUUUAUCUUUCACAUAAAGAUUUUUCUGUUACUGCUCGAUUUGUUGGGAUGAUGAGAGGCUUCUGUUAUUAUGUAUAUUUUAAUUUUUUCCUUCUCUUAGAUCAGUGUGUUGGAAGUUAAUACUGUUUUGAUUAGAGAAAUUUUAAUAAAAGUUUGAGAGCCCAGUUCUGGUGUUACAUUCUUCACAA